AUUGAUCUUUUUCAUUGUAUCUAUCAAAGAAGAGAUUCUUAAUCAUGAGUGUCUUAAGCAACAAAUGUUUAAUGUUGGUUACUUUAUUAUUUGUAUUUAUGUUAUCAUGUGUUAUGCAUAUUAAUGCUGAUACUCAGACAUGUACCAGCCGUAAGAGUCCUUGUUUUCUUAGGAAACUACCAUGUCCUGCUCAGUGUCCUUCAAAAUCACCAUCUAACCCAAAAGCCAAAGUUUGUUAUCUUGAUUGUGAUUCUCCUGUGUGUAAAACUCAGUGCAAAAGUCGUAAACCGAACUGUAAUGGUCGAGGAUCUGCAUGCUUGGACCCUCGAUUCGUCGGCGCAGAUGGCAUUGUUUUCUACUUCCAUGGAAGAAGGAAUGAGCAUUUCAGCUUAGUAUCAGAUGUCAACCUUCAAAUCAAUGCUCAUUUUAUUGGCCUUAGACCAAAAGGGAGACCAAGGGAUUAUACUUGGAUUCAAGCAUUGGGAGUCCUACUUGAUUCCCACAAUUUUUCCAUUGAGGCAACCCCAUCAGCAAUUUGGGAUGAUGAAGAUGACCAUUUGAAGCUCACUUAUGAUGGAAAGGAACUUGUUAUCCCAAAAGGUCACCUCUCUUCAUGGCAAAGCCAAGAAAAUCAACUUCGAGUCGAGAGAACGUCAAACAAGAAUAGUGUCAUUGUUACACUCCCAGAAGUCGCUGAAAUAUCCAUCAAUGUGGUGCCUGUCACUAAGGAGGAUAGUAGAAUCCAUAACUAUCAGAUACCUAAUGACGAUUGUUUCGCUCAUUUGGAUGUGCAGUUCAAAUUCUACGAUUUAUCGUACAAAGUUGAAGGAGUUCUUGGAAGGACUUAUCAGCCGGAUUUUCAAAAUCCGGCGAAGCCAGGCGUGGCAAUGCCGGUAGUUGGAGGGGAAGACAAGUAUAGAACCUCGUCGCUUGUUUCUGCGGACUGUCUUGCUUGUAUAUUCUCUCCUGCUAAAGAUUAUGUGCAGGAAGGUUUGGAGAUAGUAGAAUAUGGUAAGAUGGAUUGCACUGGUGGUGCAAGCAGUGGUAAUGGUAUAGUUUGCAAAAGAUAAAUUUGGAAGUUUUCGUUGUUCUUUUUAUCAAUGAUUGAAUGUUGUAACACUAAGAAAAAAUAUAUUUGUUUUGUAACCAUAUUUCCUUUUGAAUAAGAAGUGUAUUUCUUUGUUUGUUCAUGAAUGAUUGAAUAUUGUGAUUAUAUCAAAGGCUUUCUCAAUUCAUACCCUAUGAUAUCAUGCAUAAAUUCAUUGUUGAAACUUGUAAUUAUGAAAACAUCUUGUAUUGGAA
Molecule: messenger RNA, 1302 nt
Organism: Cicer arietinum (chickpea)
Lineage: Eukaryota; Viridiplantae; Streptophyta; Magnoliopsida; Fabales; Fabaceae
Source: RefSeq, a predicted model, not a curated record